This is a messenger RNA of Limanda limanda (common dab), 3774 nucleotides long. RefSeq names its product tribbles pseudokinase 3 (gene trib3). Gene Ontology annotation, cellular component: nucleus. Gene Ontology annotation, biological process: positive regulation of proteasomal ubiquitin-dependent protein catabolic process; regulation of MAP kinase activity; protein phosphorylation. Bases 512 to 1570 code for a protein of 352 amino acids. The transcript has 4 exons. The record is from RefSeq and is a predicted model, not a curated record. Gene Ontology annotation, molecular function: protein kinase activity; ATP binding; mitogen-activated protein kinase kinase binding. Lineage: Eukaryota; Metazoa; Chordata; Actinopteri; Pleuronectiformes; Pleuronectidae.
UCCCCGUCUGUCCCGCUGGAGGCUGUGUUCGGUUCGUGGUCCGAGGACAAGCCGAGGUCCGGACGCUCCGAAGCGGAUUCAAAGCGCACCGCGACCCGGGGACUGGACCUGGAUCCACUUCAUACCCGAGGACACGGAGCUGGGGACUCGGCUUUGUUCGGCUCGGUUCGGCUGCUCCACCGGAUUCUAUUAGAAGAAGAAGAAAAAAACCCUCCCCCCAAUUAAGCUUAUUUAUAAGGAAAAAGUUGGAUUGGUAUUUAUGAGUUUGAAUAUGAAACUUUGAGUCUGUGAGUCAGAGGAAGAAUCAGCUGGAUGAGUGACUGACGACAGGUUGCGCAACAGACGCAAUAAUAAACUCAGACAAAGACUCAGAGCUGCAGCUUCCACUUUGUUGCUUUGUGUCUCUGCUCCUGCACGAACUCACAACGGACUCACAACGGACCAACAAGCCCACACACACCUCACUGCUGCUGCUGCCCCCCCACCCUGCACCCUCCACCAGCAACUCAAGAUGAGCAUGAGCGUGGCCACAGCCCGAUCCCAAAUGUGUCUGAAGAGGUUAUUGGACGAGCCUCAGGACAAUUUUCUGAAAUGCAAACGACAACGCCUGGCCCCGCCCCCUCUGGCGCCCGGUCUGUCGCCCUGCGUGAGUCCCAGGAUCCACGCCCCCAAGUCAGGCCAAAGCGACUCUCCAUCCAGGGUCGGCUCGUACUUCCUGUUUGAACGCUGUGAGGGGGAGGAGACUUACAGGGCCGUGCACGAGCACACGCAACAGCAGUACACUUGCCAGGUACGUCCUCUGCGUGGCUACCAGGAGCAGCUGGCUGCUUACGCUCGCAUUGGUCACCACGACAACAUCUGCGGCCUGCAGGACGUGGUGAUUGGCCAGGACAAAGUGUACAUCUUCCUUCCCGGUCACCAUGGCGACAUGCACGCGCAUGUCCGAAGCAGGAAGCGCCUGGGCGAGGAGGAGGCGGGGCUUCUCUUCGGCCAGAUGCUAAACGCGGUGAUGCACUGCCAUCGCCACGGGGUCGUGCUGAGAGACCUGAAGCUGCGCAGGUUCGUCUUCACCGACAGAUUCAGGACUCGCCUCGCCCUGCUCGGCCUUGACGACUGUGUCGUUCUUCACGCCAACGAUAACGACGACUCCCUGACGGACAGACACGGCUGUCCUGCUUACGUCGGCCCCGAGCUGCUGACCAAUGGGAAGGGGUCUUACUCUGGACGCGCCGCAGACGUCUGGAGCCUGGGCGUGUCUCUGUACACCAUGCUGAUUGGACGGUACCCGUUUCAGGACACGCAGCCCGCCGCGCUCUUCGCCAAGAUCCGCCUCGGCAGCUUCAGCGUGCCGGCCUGGCUGUCGCCUCGGGCCAAGUGUCUGAUCGGCUGCAUGCUGAGGAAGUCGCCCGAGGAGAGGCUGGAGGCGUCGGAGCUGCUGAUGCACCCGUGGCUGACCAAUCCCGUCACGCCACAUCACAGCGUUCACAAGACGCAGCUCGCCUCACACACACAGAACAAACAAACAGAGGACGAUGACCAGGUGGUCCCGACAUGGACCCAAAAACACUAACACACACACACACGUUUGUACUUCUAUACUUGUGAGGACCUUCACUGAAAACACCCCCAACACUAAGUUUAACAUCACAACAAAAAAAUAAGCUCCAUUCUGACAUUAACUUAACGCUUUCACACCAAAACGGUUUGAUUCGGUUAACACAAGGUUACAGGACCAUUAGCUUUGCCUGUUUAGUUGCUAGGUAGAAGAGUCUGAGGGCGACUCGAAGGAGAAGAAAACACCGAAAUAUUACGACAAUUAGUUUGUGACAUUACGAGAAUAAAGUGGUUCAUUAUCUGCGUGAUAUUCAAAGAUGAUUCAUAAUUUCUCAAGAAGCAGUGAGAUCUAUUUUAGAUUUUGGAACCAGAGUGAGUGAAGCUCAUGUUUUGACAAAUUCCUCUGCUGAUUGUGAGCUAUUUGAAAAGUGUCCAAAUCAAGUUUAUUCAUUUGUAAUCUUAUAAUAAUAAUAAUAAUGAGCUUCUUCUUUGAGAUCAUUGAAAAAUGUAAAUACACACAUAAGACGCAUUAAAGUGCUGCUGUCAAUUACUGUACUGUGAUUGGCUGCGGGUCCUGAUGAUGAAGCAACUGUCCAAUCAAGUUAAAAUCUCUUUUCACAACUAAAAGGCAAAAACAAGUUCUUUAUUUCCGCCCCUUUUUGGACCAAAUGAACCAAACUACCGGUGUGAGAGCGACUGAAAACUAAACCUGAACCUUCCAUCAACCCAACAUAACGUCCUGCAUCUGUCAAGCACUCACCACGGUCCUCACAAAGAUAUAAAUAGAAGAACACAUGCAGACGGUCUGAUCCUGGAUUACUUGACCCUCACGUGCCUUCGUCUGUCUGUGGCUGCGUCUCACUUCCAGCUCUGAACUGACUCCUCCCCCAAAACGCCACAGGGUUCUUAACCCAGUCAGGAACGAUGCGUUCAGGUGCUCCUCGCCAACUCCUGAAUUGUUUAAUCCGAGCGUUGACCAGGGAGAAUCUGAGUUGUGUCAGGCAGUUUUACAUCAAACAUCCUUCUAAUCUCAAUCUGUGAGUGUUUUUACAUGCAAAGAACAACUGGUUAUAUACUGGAUUUUCACCGUCUUCAGCAAAUCCCAUAAAAAAAACUAUGAAUUAACUCCUGUGGACACAUGUUGUCAGUGAAAUCUGAUGUCUCAUUGUGUAUAAACUAUUAAAAACACAUCAGUGACUCACAGCUUCGCACACACAUUCCUUCAUUACAACAAUGUCGUUUAUUCUAAAUCAAUCCAACACACACCAACAGUACUGCUGCUGUAAAUACUCACAAGCAAAUACAAGUAUACAAAUCCACAGCACAAUAUUUACUAAAAACUACAGCUCUUCAUGGGAGUUACUGAGGCUUAUUAAAAAGGAAACUGCAUUUUUUUAACCACUUUUUAAGUAUUUAUAUCCUCAGUAGCAAACAGACCCGACCAGAAAGUAAGAAGAGAAGAACUGACACAAAGUUGAUAUUUUUUUUAAUGGGAUUUGCUGGAAAUCUGGUUUCCAUAGUUUUAAAACACCUGAUCUGAUGGAUUCAGUUUCUGAUGCACGGAGUUGGUGGCGACCGCCUGAAGAAACCACUGAGAACACUGAAGGAGCCUGAACCGCUUAAUUCUCUCAGUAUUUAACCCCCUCGCUACGUCCUUCCUGGGAUUAUAAGAGAAGAUUCAGUGUUAAAAUAAAUCACUCGUAACUGACGUUCUUUGGAAAAACUGAAAUGAUUAAUAAUAGAAAUUCACAGUCGCCAGCAAAGAGCCACAGUUAACAGUUAAGCAGAAUAAAAUGUAUGUCAGCUCUGUUUUCUUAGGAUAAAAGCUUAAUUUGCUAAUUUUGUUUCUGACAAGAAUGAUUAUCCUGAAAUAGCAACCAGCUGGUUUUUAAGUUUUCAGAGACCAAACAUCAUAACUGUUACAAAUAUCAAAAACUGGCUUAUUUCAGAUGACAGGAGUGAUUUUGUUUGACAAUCAAAAUGAUUUCUGACCCAGGAUCAGAAUAACGGGACUGAAUAUGUUGAAUCGCAGUGAGAAAACUGUUGUAAUCUUGAGAGAAUUGAACUGAUAUUCUGAAGUUUUGGGGUUUCCUUGGACUAAAGCUGGACAUCACGAUCCCACAGAGCUGCAGCCGCCAGUUUGUUGCCUUAAACUGAUAAAACUGUAUGAAACACACCUCAGCUACAGCGUGAGAAAAAAUAAAGAUGUUUCACAAACUC